Molecule: messenger RNA, 1528 nt
Organism: Eutrema salsugineum
Lineage: Eukaryota; Viridiplantae; Streptophyta; Magnoliopsida; Brassicales; Brassicaceae
Product: plant intracellular Ras-group-related LRR protein 3
Exons: 3
Coding region: 39-1427 (462 amino acids)
Molecular function (GO): protein binding
Source: RefSeq, a predicted model, not a curated record
AAUCAAAACUAUUUUGAUUCUUCAAUCUUUCGUAGAGAAUGGAUCAUGAUAUCGAGAUUUUCCCGUUGCUCUCCUACGUCAUCCACCACUCCGAUCCCGCUUCUCACGCGCCACCGUCUCCGGCGAUUCAGCAAGCCUUAGCGAAUCGUUAUCCCCUUCUCAUCAAUCCGCAUGUCAUCUCCUCGCUGAUCGAAUCGAUUCCCAGUACCAUCACGCAGACUCUUUUCGUCUUCGGCUCUCUUGGGCCUCGACCCGAUCCUUUAUCUGUCUCCUCUGCUCGGUCUAAGAUCGCUCAGAUCCGAGAGAAUAAUUCGCUGUCGCCGGAGGAUGCGGCCAAGGAAGAGCAGAUUUACGCUACGGUUGUUCGGUUGGAGGAAGUUCACGAGGGAUACGAGAAGCAAUUGAGGGAAUUGGAGGAGGAGCUGUCUAAGGUUUAUGCUUCGGCGGUUGAGUCAUUGAACGGUGGCGAUGAAGUGAACGAAGAGGUUCUCGCGGUGCUCAGGGAAGCAGAAGGUGGUGGCGUCGUUGAGAGGAUCGAUCUCUCUGAUCGUCAGCUUAAGCUUCUUCCUGAAGCUUUAGGCAAAUUCGUUGGUUUGGUUUCACUGAAUCUCUCUCGCAACGAUCUGAAGUUCCUACCUGAUGCAAUCUCAGGACUUGAGAAAUUAGAGGAGCUCGAUCUAUCUUCAAACCUUCUUGGGUCUCUUCCCGACUCUAUUGGACUAUUGCUUAACUUGAGGAUCUUAAAUGUGACUGGGAACAAGCUAACUUCACUCCCAGAAAGCAUAACGCAGUGCAGGUCACUAGUCGAGCUAGAUGCUAGCUUCAACAACUUGACUUCUUUGCCUGCAAACAUCGGAUACGGAUUACUCAACCUCGAAAGGCUAUCAAUCCAGCUGAACAAGAUCCGUUUCUUCCCCAAUUCGAUAUGCGAGAUGCGUUCUCUAAGGUAUCUAGAUGCACACAUGAACGAAAUCUACGGGCUUCCCAUAGCUAUAGGGAGACUCACGAGCCUCGAAGUCAUGAACCUGAGCAGCAAUUUCAGCGAUUUGACCGAACUGCCUGACACCAUCUCUGAUUUAGCUAACCUCAGGGAGCUAGAUAUCAGCAACAACCAGAUCAGAGUCUUGCCCGACUCGUUUUUCAGGCUGGAGAAGCUGGAGAAACUGAACUUGGACCAGAACCCAUUGGAGUUCCCUCCGCAAGAGAUGGUUAACCAAAGCGCCGAAGCGGUUCGAGAGUUCAUGAGGAAGAAGUGGGAAGAGAUGGUCGAGGAAGAGCAAGUGAGGAGUGUGAUUGAAGCAGAUAAGCAACAAGGAGGAGCAACAGGUUGGCUCUCAUGGGGAAGCUCCAUUGUUACUAAUCUUAUUUCUGGAGGAGCUAAUAAGCCUAAUAAGCCUAAAGACUCGUUUUUGGAUCAACUACUCUGAGAUUUCUUUUUGUUGGCUUAUUGGGCCCUUAAUAAUCUUUUUAGUCCCAUUCUGUACUACUGCAGCACUCUACGUAACAAUUUUUUAUUUUUCUUUUUCAC